ACUAAGACGCCCCCGGCUCACCAUUCCUGCGAUGAAGGGCACGCACCGGACCUGGUAUCGCUCAGACUAUCGGCCGCCUCCGCGCCCCGCCCGGCCCGCCCUUCCGCUCGCCGCCAUUCCGCCGGCCGCCCUCGCCGCCAUUCCCGGCCGCAACUCUCGCGCGCAGACGCGGGGGCCUUGGGGGGUCGGGUUCAAGGGGCGUAGGCGGCGGCGCAAGUGCUGGCGGCCGACGAGCGCGGCCUACAGCCGGCGCGCCUACAGCUUGCGCCACGCCGCCACCCCGUCCCUCGCCUCCCCCUUCAACCUCAUCCCGUACGGCAGCAAUCUCCCUUCGGACGGAGGGGAGCCGGCCGACUGCGACAACCUGGGGUGGCUCGACCUGUGGGGCACGAUGCUAGGCGAAGACCUCGCCGCCCCCCCGCGGGCGGCCGACGAGGCGGAGCCCGAAGCGGCCUUCUGAAAAGGGAGCGCGCAGAGACGACCCUCUCCUCCCCCCCCUUCUUCCGGGCCUUCGUCUCGGGGCCCUCGAUCCGGACCCUUUCUUCCGGGCUCGCGCCCCCGCCCCCGCCAGCCCCACGCGCGGUGGCAUCAGGGCGCGCGCUACCCGUCACAGGCUUCACGGAGGCCUCCUUCGGCCAGAAGCCAGUCGGCGGGUGCCGCGCCUUGCGGGCGUGAGCGUCUCCCCCCUCUGCGCCCUUCUACGCGAGGGGAGGAGGUGAGCAGAGCGCUCGCGCCCUGCCCGCUGCCCGCGUGCCGCCUCGCCUCCCAAGUGCGGUGCGCUUCCCGGUGGGCUGACCCACCUCCGUUGCUUUUGCAGCCUGGCACGCGCCAGCCAGAGCGUGGAGCCCGCCGGCUGGCUUCUGCCUCGCCAAACGGGACGACGCCGCGCCACCCGCCCGCCCGCCGCCAACCAGCAGCUUUGGGACGCCUCGAAGCCAGGGCACGGUGGCCUCCCGGCCAGCGCGCCGCGCCGCGGUAGAGUGCUUGCCUUUUGCCAGUCUUGCGCAGCGGCUAUAGCCUUAAGGGCAUGAGAUUUCUUUUAACAAAAUAAAUAAAACGGC
Messenger RNA from Emiliania huxleyi CCMP1516, 1061 nucleotides. RefSeq lists its product as hypothetical. The record is from RefSeq and is a predicted model, not a curated record. The transcript is spliced from 3 exons. NCBI's taxonomy places the organism in Eukaryota, Haptophyta, Isochrysidales, Noelaerhabdaceae. The coding region runs from base 32 to 460 and encodes 142 amino acids.